CGAUAAUCUUGUGUCCUUACUAAACUGGCAAACAUGUCGAACGCCGUUCGGAGUAUUCAAAAACUUUUCGUCGGAAACCUACCAUGGACGGUGGGUCAAAAGGAGUUGAAACUUUACUUUUCGAAGUUCGGUCAUAUACAAACUGCAUCGGUAAUUUUCGAUAAAGCUACUGGUAUGUCUCGCGGAUAUGCUUUUGUAACAUUCAGUACACGUGACGGAUUUAACAGUGCAUCAAAUAAAACAAACCAUGUGCUAGACGGUAGAGUUUUGAACGUCCAAGUAGCAACUUCAUAGCCUAAUUAUUGAUUUAUAGAACUAAUAUUGUACAGUACAUUUUGUAUGUAGUAAAUAAAUCUGUUUUUAUGUAUA
Messenger RNA from Hermetia illucens (black soldier fly), 369 nucleotides. It is a transcript of the gene SLIRP2, whose product is annotated as SRA stem-loop-interacting RNA-binding protein, mitochondrial. Gene Ontology annotation, molecular function: mRNA binding. The transcript has a single exon. NCBI's taxonomy places the organism in Eukaryota, Metazoa, Arthropoda, Insecta, Diptera, Stratiomyidae. The record is from RefSeq and is a predicted model, not a curated record. The coding region runs from base 34 to 294 and encodes 86 amino acids.